Messenger RNA from Nerophis lumbriciformis (worm pipefish), 971 nucleotides. The record is from RefSeq and is a predicted model, not a curated record. Lineage: Eukaryota; Metazoa; Chordata; Actinopteri; Syngnathiformes; Syngnathidae.
AUGAUGCUUCAACGAGCCACGAAAGACCGCAGUGACAAAGAUGGCAUCUGCAUUCGAUACCGCACUAAUGGCAGCCUGUUCAACUUACGACACCUACAGGCCCAAACCAAGACCCGAGAGCAACUGAUUCAGGAGUUACUCUUUGAUGACGAUGCCACCCUCAUAACCCACAGAGAGACUGCCCUCGGAUGGCUGCUACCUUCAUGGUUGUCUUUUUCCUGCUCGGCAACUGCAUCCCUACGUCCUCAGAUCGCGAGUGCCACUGUUGAGUGGUUUCAGAACGACAAGGUUGUGAAACAGGAAAACAAGUGGAGCCUCCAGUUUGUUGCCGCAGAGGUGAAACACGAUGCGUUCAGGUGCAACGUUUCCAAUCGUGUCAGCUCCAUGAGCAGUGACAGCCGCGUGCAAAACUGCACCGGAUCAAUUUUCCCUGAAAAACUAUUUGGCAUGGAUUUUAAGAUCAUGGUAAGCAUCCUGGCCGCUAUGGGAGGGCUUGCCUUGCUGCUGAUUAUAAUCUUAAUUGUUUGCUGCGUCCGAGCCGCAGUGGGAAAACAAAACCAAGUCAAUGAGGAGGAGGAGCUUCGUUUGGGGUGGUCCAAACCUGAACCGCAGCGUGGUCGGAAUAAACACCCACCGGAAUGCCAUCAGCAUCGUCACCAGCAGGCCGGCCAAACUGGACCUCAGCAGCCCCGCAGGAAGCGCCGCUGCGGCGGCUCACAGCAUCUCGUGGACCGACCUCAAUCCGGCCCCGGGAGGCUGGCACAGGCGAACACGCCGAUGGCGAAUGAGGAGAACCCUCCUCCUGUUCCUCAGCCCAGGAAGAAGGUUGCAGCACAAAGAAUGUGAUGGAAAAUAUUACUAAUAGCUUCUUUUUUUCCGCAGCACAAGCUAUAAUAAUUAACAUAUUUGAUCAAAGAUGACCUAUUUGAUCAGAACUGAGCGUUAAUACGAGACUGUCUCAGAAAAUUAGA